Molecule: messenger RNA, 726 nt
Organism: Debaryomyces hansenii CBS767
Lineage: Eukaryota; Fungi; Ascomycota; Pichiomycetes; Serinales; Debaryomycetaceae
Product: protein-lysine N-methyltransferase
Exons: 1
Coding region: 1-726 (241 amino acids)
Molecular function (GO): protein-lysine N-methyltransferase activity
Source: RefSeq, a predicted model, not a curated record
AUGUUGUCAGAUGACGAACCUUUAAGCUUAUCCUCCCACGCUUUAGCGGCUCUCGAAGAGUUCAAAAAAGAGGAAAAUGAAAGACAGGAGAAUUUUGCAUCCUUAUACAAGAAGUCUGAAGAGGACUUUGCAACUCAAAAAGAUAUUACUAUUGAUACCUUCCAAGAAGACUGGCAGCUUUCUCAAUUCUGGUAUUCUCAUAAUACGGCCGAAAUAUUGGGUAAGGCUUUAUUAGAAGGAGCUGAUGAAGAUACAGUUAUCGUUAUUGCAAGUGCACCCUCGGUGUAUGCAGCGAUUAAAAAAUUUCCACCUGAAGAAUUACCGACCAAGCACAUUUACAUCCUUGAAUACGACAGAAGAUUCGAAAUUUUAGGUGGAUCUCACUUCAGCUUUUAUGACUAUCACAAACCUCAUGAAAUCCCCAGUCACCUUAGAAAUAAGUGUCAUAGAGUUUUAGUUGACCCACCUUUCUUGGAGGAAGAAUGCCAGACUAAUUCCGCUAUUGCCGCGCAUAAUCUUCUCGUAAAGGACAAAACUGAAAGAACCAUUAAUGGUGACUUGAAAUACAAAUUAGUCACCUCCACUGGUGAAAGGAUGAGAGACGUGAUUAAAAAAAACUAUCCCGAUACAUCCAUCACCGAUUUCUAUCCAGAGCAUAAAAACGAAUUAGGCAAUGAAUUUAGAUGCUACGCUUCGUUCGAAUGCUCGCAAUGGAAGUUUACUUAA